Messenger RNA from Chrysochloris asiatica (Cape golden mole), 711 nucleotides. It is a transcript of the gene IL27, whose product is annotated as interleukin 27. Lineage: Eukaryota; Metazoa; Chordata; Mammalia; Afrosoricida; Chrysochloridae. The coding region runs from base 1 to 711 and encodes 236 amino acids. The record is from RefSeq and is a predicted model, not a curated record. Gene Ontology annotation, molecular function: interleukin-27 receptor binding. The transcript is spliced from 5 exons. Gene Ontology annotation, biological process: regulation of T cell proliferation; regulation of T-helper 1 cell differentiation.
AUGGGCCAGAUGACAGGAGACCUUGGCUGGCGGCUCAGCCUGAUGCUGCUCUCGUUGCUCCUGGCCCGAGCUGGUGUCUGGGGAUUCCCAAGGCCCCCAGGAAGGCCCCCACUGAGCCUACAGGAGCUACAGAGAGAGUUCACUAUCAGCCUACGUCUGGCCAGGAAGCUGCUCUCCAAGGUCCAGGGUCUGGCCCACAGCUUUGCUGAAUACCACCUGCCUGGAGUGAGCCUGGACCUUCUGCCCCAGGAAGAGCAGUUCCACAAUGUUUCUCUGACCUUCUGGACCUGGCGCCACCUCUCUGACCCAGAACGACUAUGCUUCCUCUCAAUGAUGCUUCGCCCCUUCCAUGCCUUGCUGGGAGGACUGGGGAAUCAGAGGGGCUGGACCAGCUCAGAAAGAAUGCAGCUGUGGCACAUAAGGCUAGAUCUCCGGGACCUACAACGGCAUCUACGUUUUCAGGUGCUGGCUGCGGGGUUCCACCUCCCUGAGGAGGAGGAUGGGGAGGAGAAGGAGCUGCUCCUUGGGGCCUUGGACAGCCCCUCACAGAUGUCAGCCCAGACAUCCUGGCCCCAGCUCCUCUACAUCUACCAGUCGCUGCACUCCUUGGAACUCGUCUUGUCUCGUGCCAUUCGGGACUUACUGCUGCUCUCUCAGGCUAGGAACCCAUCCCAGGCCUUGGGAUUCUCACUCUCCAGCUCUCAGCCCUGA